UCUACAGGCUCGUCAAGCAGAGAAAUAAACAGAAUCGAGCUCCGAGAGAAGAGAGGACGGUCCUCCCUCCCCUCCCCCCUCAUAUCUGUCCAUCUUCCCCCCGCUCCUUUCUCCCAUGGACAGGAAUUACCCCGCUGCAGGCUUUGGGGACCUCGGGGCUGGGGCAGGAUGGACCUACGACAGGAAAGCAGGCCUCAUGUACGGGAGUUCCAGGUCAUCGCACCCAGACUCCGAGCUUCUCCACCGGCAGACCUACGGCACCCCCCACCCCCUCCAAGGCUAUGCAACCAACCACCACCCGGUGAGCUCCAGGCAGGGCGGAGCUUGGGGGGCUCCUGGCCGCACGCUCGGUCUGUCUGGGUUGUUUGAUGCGAGCCUGCACCACGCCAGCCCCUCAGGACCAGAUCCCUCAGUCAUGAAUCUGAUCUCAGCCCUGGAGUCCCGGGGCCCUCAGCCCACCCACUCUGCUUCAUCCCUCCUAUCCCAGUUUAGGAACCCCUCCUGGCAGACUGCGAUGCAUACGCCGGCCCCAGCGGAGCUCUUUAUUUCAGGAACACUCCCCGGCUCUGGCUCCUUUCCUUCCCCGUCAACCCUUUCUGCAUACCAGCCUUCUGCCUCCUUUUCUGGACGAUCUUUUACCCCCUCACUAUCCCUGCAGGAUGCACCUACAUUUAGCCCCUCUUCCAACGGUUUGCUCUCCCCCCAUGAUCCUCUGCUGCACAUCAAAACCCCUUCCCAAUCCAGCCUGGGCUUUGAUCGCUUGCUGUCCUCUCAGAGUGCCGCGUACAGGGGUUCUCAGGAGCCCCCAGGCCCCCCUCAUAGCCAGACCCCCUCCACAUCCCCCGGGUGCCACCUGCCUCCUCCUCAGUUCAAUCUCCUGUCCCCCCAGCUCCACAACCGGUCCUCUCAGCUGUAUAACGCCUCCAUGUUCUCUUCUGCUCCAGCUCUGCCGCCUCCACCUCCCCCCCAGCCUCCUCCAGAAAUGGGAGUUUCCCGACAUGACAGUGUGAUCAAGCACUACCAACGUUCCGCUCCGACACAACCCACAGCCAUUCAGCAGUACGGCCGCUUCGGCGGUUCAUCUGGAUACCAGCAGGUUGUAAGCCACCACCGACAUGUUGGGAUGUCCUGCAGUCCCCCGGCGGAGCUGAGUCCAUCCCAUGACCCCAAAGCCUCAUCCCAGAUGGAAUCCCAAACGUACCCCCCUGCCAUCCAAACGCCGUACAAGCCCCUGUCCUCCAGCGCCUCAGCUUCUUCUUCAGCUGCCACCAAAGGAACUAAUAAUUCUGGCUCCACCAGUUGCUUCUCCUCUUUAGGUUCCUCCUCCUCCCGCGCCCCGCAGACUCCCCCCUCAGCCUCUUCCACAUCAACUUCCUCCUCCUCUAGUUCCAACACAAGCACUAGUUCCUUGUCUGCUCCUUCCCGUCAGCAGCCGCCCCCCCAGUCAGCCCCGGCACCACCGCCUCCGCCCGUCGCCUCGUCCAGUCUUGCUCAACAGCCAACUUCCAAACAAUACCUGUCCAACUACGGCUCUCAGUCUGUGGCCAAAUCUGGCACAGGUCUGUUGGACCACACCCCUCCCCAUCCCCACGCCCAGUCCUUCUCCCCCAAUCAGCCUCCAUCGGCACACAUGACCCAGUCCUACGGAGAAUACAACUCACCUCUUUCCCAGGAGUCAAACUCUGGAGCGGGAGGUGCGGGGGCCAAAGUGUUCACUGGUAUAGACUCAGGGGGGCGUUCUUUCUCUGGAGACAUGGUCUUCGAGGAUUCAAGCUUUGGCUCAGCUUCUCUCAGAAGGGCAAGCAGUCCUUCCCUAGGAUACAGGAGUGAAUCAGCGAGAAGUGGACCCACGUCAGGGGUGCCUGCCCAGAGCAGUGGAGUCGGAUCUUCGGGAUCGGGAAGUGGGGCCGCCGGUGUUGGUAAUGAAACCACCAGCUCUUACCACCUGGCUGAGUCUAGUACGUCACCCAAUGUCGGUUCAACUCUCAGCUACCCUGCAUUGCACUCUCCUGCUGCUGCUCGUCCCGCACAGUCCCCUGCAAGCUCGGGGACCUCGAAAUACUUGUCUUCUAUCCUGUCUCCGGCUUUCAUGCCUUCUCCACAAGGUUUCCCCGAUACACGACAAAAUCAGAGCCAGUCUUAUCACUCAACACCAACCAAACCAAAAAUAGAGACCAACAUGUUGGCGGUGGAGCGCUCCCAAGAGGAGGAAGAAGACAGUGAUUUCCUGAUUCACCACUUACUACAAACACAAAGCUCAACGCCUCACUCUUCCCAGCAUCAUCCACACCGCCAACAACCCCCCCAGCUGCUCUCACAGGCUAGGGACGGGGAGGGCAAGAGGAUGGCCUACGAUGUCAGCAAGAUCUCGGAAGAGCGCUACCAACCUCAGAGUGUCAUUCGGACCAAUAAUAACAACUCCAGUUCAGGUCCUGGAACGGCAAUUAAUGACACAUCAAUUGGUUUAACCAGACAGUUAGACAUAUCUCAGAGCAAACAGCAGGCCGAGUCAGAUCUGACCAUAUCGAAGUCCACUCCUGGAGGGGUGAGAGGGGUUACUGACUCUCUAUCCCACUCCCAUACGACCCACUCCCAUCAACAGCAGCACGAGUUGGACUCUGUGGUCCAUUAUGGAAGAGGAGGACCUUAUAUCCAGCACCAACACUCCCAACUUCCCCAUCACACCGCACACGCGUCCCCACAUCCUCAACAAAUCCCCCAGCACCCCCGGCACACUCAACAUAUACCGCAUUCUCAACACUCUCAUCGUAGCAGCUCUCACAUGGAGCUUAAGAAAGCUCAAAAUACGAGUGACAACGCAUACCUGUGUAACACACCUGACGUGCAACAGACUCAGCAAAGUCAGGUUCCCCUCUCUCUGAUGGACUCCUCACCAGACCCAUCUCAGCCAGCUCACAUGCUGUCGUCCGUGCUUUCUCACAGCACCCACACCAAGAUGGAACCUCAGCAAGCUCUAACGCAGCAGCAACAGCAGCACUCAUUGAGUCAGCAGGCUAUGACUAGUUCAGCUGCAGGAGCAGGGCCUGUUGGGAUGAAAUCCCACCCCCAAAACCAGUCCUCGCAGUUGCAGCUGCAGCUCCAGAACCAGGGCGUAGACACCCACUACAGCCUUGCAUCCCAGUCAAGAGAUCAAACUCAAGCCAGUCAGAAUGCAAUGUCUCCACUAGACAUGCUGGACCAGUCUCUGUCCCAGGCCAGCAGCAUAGACAGUGGAGGACCCCUGGAAAGAGCUGGGGUUGGUGAGGGAGGUGGUGGAGACAGGCCUAUACAGCAGCAGAGACUUACACCCCACCACCGUCACCAACAGAAACCCUCGGACCUUCACGACUUCCUCUCCGAACCAGAUUUGGGCGUAUCUACACCUUCACAUCUUCAUCACCUCAGCCAGCCUCCACCCCAUGACCACUCCCAUGUCCUCCAGCUGUCACAUGCACAGUUAGCCCAUCCACAUCCUCUCCGGAUGGCCCCGAACAUGGGGACUCCCCAACCGACACAGCAAACCCAGACAAGAGAGCAUGAGAGCCAACUGCACUCCCAGUUAGACCAGCUCAAACAGCACCAGUUUGUCUCAAUGAGCCCGGCUGAUAAAGUAGGACAGCAUCAGGCGCAGCCCCAGCAGCAGAGGUUUGCACCUCUGACGUCCAUCUGCUUUCCGGACUCUCUCCUACAAGAUGAAGAGCGUUCUUUCUUUCCUGAAAUGGAAGACAUAUUUUGUUCAUCUGAAUACAAAUCCAGCUGUGCUGGGGAUUCUGGACCAGGACAGGGUCCAGAAAACCUCAGUCAGGCUCAUGGGCAGGCACAGGAGAGUAUAGAGGACUUGAAAGCAGCAGCAGGAGAGGGGUAUGACAUGGUUGCUCAUCACGGGGAUCAAGGCUACGGGCAGUACUGCCACAGCCUUCCAGGAGCAGGAAAUGGAAAUCUGCACUUGGACCUUGAUUCUCUGAAGACCCACGAACUUCCCUCCACUGUGAACACUGACCAGCUUGGCCUAAUCCAGUCCCAACCCCCUCCCAUGGGACUGGGUUCAGCAGCCCAACUGGAUGGCUCAGUCAACAAGAUGAUGGGAGCUGUCGGUGGAGGCGCCAACAGUAUCGGUCUGACUUCGCCCAUCUUCUGUUCCUCACGGCCAAAGAAACUGUUGAAAACCAGCUCCUUUCACCUGCUCAAGCAGCGGCGCGAGCCACAGCCCCAGACCAAGAAGAACUACGCCCAAGAGUAUGAAUUUGAGGAUGAUGAAGAUAAAGCUGAUGUUCCAGCGGAUAUUCGCCUCAACAGUCGACGCCUUCCUGACUUGUUGCCUGACUUGGUGUCCAGUUGUAGGAGGGCAGUGGGGGGGUCAGUUGUAAGUGGGCUGAGUCCAAUAAUAGGGGACAUGGACUAUUGCCACCCUUCUGGCUACUCUUCCCUCGGAAACCCUCCACAGCUCCUCCCUCAAGAAGGCCCGAAGAAGAGAGGCAGGAAACCAACCAAACCAAAACGUGAAGGCCCCCCACGCCCACGAGGAAGACCACGCAUACGUCCUCUCCCAGAGCCUCCGUACUGCCGGGGCUUGAUGGGAUCGGUGGGCGGGGAAACUAAGAGAGGGCGAGGUCGGGGUCGAGGGCGUGGGAGACGAGAGGAAGGGCUGGUGGAGACUCACCGAGACAUGAAUAAAGCACAAAGCCUGCCGUACCAUCAUCUGCAGCAGCAGCAGCAGUACGGCCAGCAGCAGAAUCUGCAGCAGCUUCCCCAACAUUACGGCCAACAAGCAGACCUUCACCAGGCCCCACACCAGAAACCCGGGCAGCAUCAGCUGCAUCCGCAGCAGCAGGUUUCCUGUUCACACCAGCAACUGCUCCAUCAGCCGCAUUAUCAACAGCAGCAGCAACCGCCCCAGCAACCGCAGCAGGAUCCACUCAGACCUAUCAAGAUCAAACUGCCCGUGUCCGCCCUGCCUCCGCCAGAGUCCCUGCUGAGGACGGACUCUCUGUCCAGCAGCGAGCCGGUUCUGUCUGAUGGAUCCGUGGGCUCGGCCCCGUCCCUGGGCCUGAGUCCUGGACCCAGCAGCAACAUGGACAUCAGCAGGACCGACCUGGACCAGGACAGCAUGAUCAAGCAGCAGCACAGCGCUGAGGAGAUGCUGGUGGACGGGUGGAAGAAGGACAGCGACGAUCCGCUGAACCCUGAAACCUGGGCUGCUAUGCAGAAACUCUCCAGUUCAGUGGAUGACAAGGCCUUCGACUUUAAACCCGGCUUCAUGGCCUCUUUUCUGGAUUUCCUGAAGACCGGCAAAAAGCCGCCCGACCUGGACCCGGACGGAGGUCAGCAGGAAGUCCUGGACCACUGCUCCUCUCUGAAGGGAGGGAUCCGACCCCUGUCGCCGCCGCCCCCCUCCCUCCCAGCAACCCCCCCACAGCAGCCCCCAGGGGGCUUCGGCGAGGGGGGGCCGGCGGAGGGGGAAGAGCUGGCCCUCAGCGGCUGCUCCAGUCCCUGCAAGCCUCUGGACGAGGAGCUGAAGAGGAACCUGGAGACGCUGCCCUCCUUCUCCUCCGACGAGGAGGACUCGGUCAGCAAGAACCAGGACCUGCAGAAGAGCAUCUCCUCCGCCAUCUCCGCUCUGUACGACACCCCGCACUCGCUGGCUGCCGCCAUGGCCUCCGCCAUGCUCAAAGCCCAGCCCGCCGUCUCCCCCCCGACGCCGCAGGAGCUGUCGCUCAGCCCCCCCCUGCCCGCCGGGCCCCCUCUCAGCCCCUCCAGGGAGGAAACCCUCACGGACACGCAGCAACACUCCCAGGACCAUGAAGAACAACAGCUGAUCAGUCCAGGUUCAACCAGAGAAGAAACAGAGGAGAGAAGGUCUGAGCAGGGAGAUGAAGAGGAGGAGAGACGAGAGGAGACCGUCACUAAAGAGGAAGUCCUGGAAGAGCUGCAGGAUCUGGAGAAGGAAGCACUGGGGAAGGAGGAACCGGAGGAUAUGUCUGAGAUGCCGACUCUGGAGGUUCCCAAAGUGGAAAAAGUUGAAGAUCCUCCAUCGGACCCUGGGCUGGCCCCCGCCCCUUCCUCCCCCUCCCCGUCCCCCUCCCCCCUGCCCCCCCUGUGUUUCUCCGAGCCCUCCACCCCCCCGAUCCAGCAGGACGAGGAGCCCAUGAUCCCAACGUCCUACCAACAUGCUGCCAACGCAGGCACCUCCCCACCGCCCAGCACCUCCCCCAUCCCCUCACCCCCUCUCUACAGCCUCCCCCUGAGCCAGUCCAUCCCCCCUCCGUCCACCACUCCUCCUCCGUCGUCUUCUGACCAGGACCAGGAGCCCGAAGCUGGGCCGCCUUCCCCGUCCUCCUCCUCCUCCUCUCCCUCCCCCUCUUCAUCCUCCUCCCAGCCACUGUCCCCCCCGACUCCGGAGGAGGCCCCGGCGUCGCAGCGACUCACCUCUCUCCACCUGGCCAAGAAGCAGGUGGAUGCAGCCAUCGCUGGGGAGAGUGAGGAGGAGGACAGCGAGAGCGGGGGCGAGGGAAUCUUCCGGGAGCGGGACGAGUUUGUGGUUCGGACUGAGGACAUCGGGACUCUGAAGAUGGCUCUGCAGACCGGCCGGGAGCCCCCGCCCAUCUGGAGGGUGCAGAAAGCUCUGCUCCAGAAGUUCAGCCCCGAGAUCAAAGACGGCCAGAGGCAGUUCUGUGCUACCAGCAACUAUUUGGGUUACUUUGGUGAUGCCAAGAUGCGCUACCAGCGUUUGUAUGUGAAGUUCCUGGAGAACGUCAACAAGAAGGACUACGUGAGAGUGUGUUCCCGGAAGCCGUGGCACCGAGCGGGCCUGAGUCUGAGGCGCCAAUCACUGGCUAAACAGCUGCCGGCCAAUCACAGUCAAGCUCAAGCUCGGAUGGAGAGACAGAAAGAACGAGAGCUGAAGGACCAGAGGGAAAGAGAAAGACAGCAACGAGAGAGAGAGCACAGAGAGAAGAUCGAAAAGGAGCAAAAGGAAAAAGAAGAGAGGGAGCAGAAGGAAAAGGAGAAAGAAGAGAGGGAGCAGAAGGAAAAGGAGAAACAAGAGAGGGAGCAGAAGGAGAAAGAGAGACAAGAGAGGGAGCAAAAGGAGAAAGACAGACAAGAGAGGGAGCAGAAGGAGAAAGAGAAACAAGAGAAGGAGCAGAAGGAGAAAGAGAGACAGGAGAGGGAGGAGAAAGAGAAGGAGGAGAAUGAAAAGAUGGUGAGAGAAAGAGAGUGCAGAGAGCAAAAGGAGAGAGAAAUAGAACGGGAGAAUGAAAAUGAAAGGAGGGAAAAGGAGCAGACGGAGAGGGAGAUGAGAGAAAAGGAGCAAAAGGACAGAGAGAGGAGGGAAUAUGAGAGAGAGCAAAUGGAGAGGGAGCAGAAAGAGAGGGAAAAACACGAGAGAGAGGAAAAAGAAAGAGAGAAAAGACAGAGGGAACAAGCUGAAAGAGAGCGGCAGGAAAGAGAGCAACGACAGAAAGAGAAACAGCAGAGGGAGAGAAGAGAAAAGAGAGAGAAGGAGAAACAGGAGCAGGAAAGGAGAGAGAAACAGAGAGAACAGAAAAACAAAGAAUUAAAGGAGACCGAGAAGGAGAGCGAGCAAAAAGAAAGAAGAGAUGGAGGAGAUAGAAGACAAGGAGCCAUGGAGGCUGGAAGACCAAAGGAAGAGAGAGAAGGAGAGAAGAAGGUGGAGAGUCAGAGCAACAGCAGGACAGAGAAGACGGAGAAGACGGAGCCCCCGCCCAAGAAGAGGAGGAAGUGGCUGAAGGAGGUGAAGGAGGAGGUGCCGUCCUCGUCCUCCUCCGAGACCGACUCGUCCCUGGCCAGCGACCAGGAAGGACCGGUCCGCGGGGCAGCCAGCAGCCGGGCCAUGAGGGAGAUGUUCCGCAGCUACGUGGAGAUGCUGGUCAGCACGGCGCUGGACCCCGACAUGAUCCAGGCUCUGGAGGACACCGAUGAUGAGCUGUACCUCCCACACAUGCGGAAGAUCGACGGCUUGCUGAGUGAACAGAAGAAGAGGCUGCUGAGGAGGAUCAGCAUGAGCGCUCAGCACCAGGAGGUUUUACAUUUAUUCCCCAAAAUGACAGCGGACCCUCUGGAGUCUGGAGCCGUCCGGGUUCACCUCGGUGGGGAGGGCUACAACCGGAAAACGCUCAGUCGGGUCAAGAAGAGUGUUCCCAAGCAGCAGGAUCUGAAGCUUUCGAUUGAAACCUGCCGGAUAUACAGCCUCUAUCACUCUCUUCACCACUACAAGUAUCACACGUUCCUUCGCUGCAAGAAGGAGACUGACAACAUCGAGCAGGCGGCGGAGGACCCCGGCCAGGAGGAGGUGGUGCAGCAGUGCAUGGCCAACCAGAGCUGGCUGGAGAGCCUGUUCAGCUCCUUCAUGGAGCUGCUCAGCCUCAGCUCCAAGGCCUGAAGCGAACCAGAACCAGAACCAGAACCUCAUCAAGCUUCUCCAACGAGCAUCACACCACAGAAGCUGCAUGGAUGCCAGAUGUUCCCCGGUUGGAAGGAGAGCAGAUGUUAACAUUUAAAGUAUUUGUUUUCUUAAGUCCAUCUUGAGUUUCAAGGAUUUCACUGGAAGAUGGACGGUAGUGAAGUGAGAGUGUGAUGGAUUCUUCACCAAAUAUCGGAGGUCACUUCGUUCACUUGACCUUCGUCAAGACUUUCGUCAAGACCUUCAGAACCUGAUGAGCACCAAUGAACUGAUAAUGGUUUGUAUGAUUUUUAUCAGGACAUUUUUAAAAACGAGCACCCCCAACGUGGGACUGUUUGUUAUUAUUUUGAAAAAACGUUUUAAAAGGGUGUACAUAAAAUGGCGCACCGGCGUUUAUGGCUUCUGUUUGACCAGCAGUUAAAUACUGGGAGACGCUAAAGGAAGGCCUCAAAGGACUAUGUGAUAGUUUCUACCUGCCUCAGUAAAAAAGUGUUAAACUGAAAGAAAAUGGGUUAAAAUAAGGCCUGUUUGUUUUGUUUGAUCUUCAGAAGACAAGGAAAAGGAGGGUUGAAAAUGACAAGGAAUAAAAAAAUAAAUCACAGCUUUCUUAAAGGAAGUGUGAAGUGAAAACAUCCAAAACCAUAAAUGUCAGUGUUUAAUGUUCGUCAUUUUUAUCUGUUCGUUGUUGGUUGAUAUUUCCUAUCGUUUGACCUCUGAAAAUGUUAUUGCAGAGCAAUUUUGUUGUUUCGAUGUGUAAAUACUGUACAGCUCCUUCAUUCUCUAGUUCGCAGUUGCUCUUCUGUAUAUGAAAUUCCCGUAUUUGACAUAAUGAAAUAAAACUGUUCAAAUGAUAAA
Messenger RNA from Cololabis saira (Pacific saury), 9277 nucleotides. It is a transcript of the gene prr12b, whose product is annotated as proline rich 12b. NCBI's taxonomy places the organism in Eukaryota, Metazoa, Chordata, Actinopteri, Beloniformes, Belonidae. The transcript is spliced from 16 exons. The coding region runs from base 116 to 8401 and encodes 2761 amino acids. The record is from RefSeq and is a predicted model, not a curated record.